Messenger RNA from Dermochelys coriacea (leatherback sea turtle), 4663 nucleotides. RefSeq names its product interleukin 15 (gene IL15). Gene Ontology annotation, cellular component: extracellular region. Lineage: Eukaryota; Metazoa; Chordata; Testudines; Dermochelyidae. The transcript is spliced from 7 exons. Gene Ontology annotation, molecular function: cytokine activity; cytokine receptor binding. Bases 453 to 1043 code for a protein of 196 amino acids. Gene Ontology annotation, biological process: positive regulation of cytokine production; positive regulation of tyrosine phosphorylation of STAT protein; positive regulation of T cell proliferation. The record is from RefSeq and is a predicted model, not a curated record.
CCGGGCAGGGACACAACUGGGCUGCGUCGGGGAGGGGACGCUGUAUAGGCGGGUGGCAGCUUUUCCUUCCCCUUUAGGGACUGAGAAACGGCUGGCUGCACAGGCGCCGCAGCCCAGGGGCGCCGAAGGGCUUGUUAACCUCCCAGCCUUCAGGUCCCCGGCCCCCCCCCGCCGUAGUUUCCUUUUCUUUGCAAACCUAGCCUGCCCGCCUUAGCCUCAGCCUCGGUCCGUCACGGCUCGGGGCGACUGAGUCCCGCUGAGGCUUCGCUCGCCGGGAUCCGUUUCGUGACAACCGAAAGUAAAAAGGCGGGCUGCGGGGAGAACGGGACUUGCUGUCGUGGGUCGCGGCUCUCGCCACCGACGCCGUCUCCGCGCGCCCAGGCUUAUCCUCAAAAGAACUUUUCUGAUAUAGCUAAUCUGCUUCUGAUUUGAGUGAUGUCCCAGCAGGCACCAUGCUGGUGAUGGCAUGGCCACUAUGGAACUCUUUUGGAGCAUGGCACAGGCUAGGGACUCAGAAAACAUACCUGAGAAGUAUUUGUCUCUACUGCCAGCAGUAUCUUAUUCUGAAGAGACAUUUUCUCAGCUUUUUAAAUAAUGCAACUGGAAUAACCAUCUUCAUUCUUUGCUGCAUCAGUGCAUAUCUACCAAGAAUAGAAGCUGAAAGAAGAAGGUGGGAGGCGGUUAUAGAGGAUUUGCAUGUGAUUAAAGGCAUAACUGAUAGCACUGAUGCCUGUUUAUACACUACAUAUACAGACAAGCCAGAUGAGUGCGAAAUACAAGUGAUGGAAUGCUUUUUGUUAGAGUUGAAAGUGAUUUCCCAGGAAUGUGAAAUCAGAAAAGGAUGUAAAAUCAAACAGUACAUACGCAAUGUGCUGGCAAAUGUAAAAGCAAAUUUACCAAAGAACACAAACAGUCCGAACAGGAAUAAAAUAACAUGCAAACAAUGUGAAGAGUACGAAGAAGGGAAUUUUACCUACUUUAUAGAGAAUUUCGAAGAGUUUGCAAAACACAAGCUGAAAUUUUUACUGCACGUUUCUAAAUAGGCUUCCUUUUUGAAAGUGCUUUAUGGAAACUCCAUAAACUUUUCUGGCACUUCAAGCAAUAUAAUCACUGGAUGAGCGGACAGACAGAUUGGUUGGCUAGAACUUUGUAAGACAGAAAGGCAGAAAAAACCAAACACAGCCAAGAAUAAUCUGAACUAUAAAAUGCGCCACAGACUAUUUUAUCUUUUUAUUUUUAAUUUACUACUUCCUCUGAGAAGCUAUUAAAAUGUAAACUUAUGUGUAUUUCAUAAACAUUUCAGGUAAGUAUUUGCUCUUUGCAUGUCUCAAUAAUUGACUACUACUUAGAAAACAUAGUAACUUGUACUGCAAAUAUUUUAUUUUCCAGGAAAGCUAAACUGAUGUAAAUGAGAAUAUAUAUAUAAAUCACUAACCAGUAUGUGUUUGGAGUCCUCCUCUGUGCCCAAUCCCCACAGGAUCAGAGUCUGUCACAGUCCCCAACUACAGAACCUGGCUUUUUAGCUUAGGCUGUACAGUCUCAUGCUUUAAUCUCUGGAGAGCCCUAUUUCAGUUCCCUGCUGAGAGCCCAGAUAGCAAUCACCACAUGUGUAAAGUCAUGGGAAACAGUGGCACACAUAGCUCUGACCGUAAUAAACAGGGUUCUGAUCCUGCAAGUUGCCCCCUGUGGACAGACCCCUGUGGCCAAGUAAUACCCUACUGAUUUCAGUGGGGCUCUACAUAGUUACAGCACUCUGCUUUCAUAGAACAGCUUACAAAAUCAGGGCUUACAUGUGUGGAAACCAGAGUCUGGAUUAUCAGAAAAAUGCUGGACUAAAAGAGGCAGCUGUAAAUUGAAACUGUCUGAAUCUGUCUGCUUUUUAUAACUUUCACUGAUGAAGUGAAUAAAAUGGAUACUCACAAUGAUGCAGUACAGUGAAAAUGCAGUGAUGGUAAAACAUUUGAGUAAUUGUUCUAACAGGAAACAGUCACCCCCAUCAAGGAAUAGAAUGAAAAGAUGAAGGGGAUUGAAGUUACCAAAAGCUGAUACUUAAUAUCACAAGCAUCUACCCCAGUCAAAUUUUCAGGCACUAGUAAGAGACUGGCAAUAGACUGUUUGCCAAGCUAGUUGUGAUUUCCUGCUCUCUCUUUUCUGGUUUUAUUGAGUUUGAAGUGCAAUGACAUUCUGGACCAAAUUCUGUUUGCCUUACCCAACUAAUCCCAUUGAUUUAAAUGAGAUGAACGUAUGAGUAAAGCCAGCAGGAUUCAGUUCUAUAUGUGCGCAGGCCAAAAAGUACAUUUUUUCCAUUGUGCCAUUUAUAUGUAGUGUGGGAAGAUGUAACUAGAAAUUAACUGUAUAGCUCAAGAAAUUAGUCAUGGCAUAUAGAGUUUUCCACCUGUAGGAGCCUGAUUUCUCUUUUGCAUGCCCACCAAAAAUUCCAAUUCAUCAGUCCCUGGGUUAGCAAUUAGAAUCUGGUCAAGAAGUUGGAAAUAUGUGAAAGCUAUUACCAUCUGAUGACUGUGUAGUGGUCUAUAUGAAAUGAAUUGGUGAUUUUUCUCAGUCUAGUUCCUACUGAACAGAUGUCUAUCAUAAAAAUCCCUAUAAAAAUUGGCACUGUUUUGUCAGUCUCAACAGAAGGAUUGAUCACCGAAUCUGUGCAUUUCUAACAGGAGGGAUGACUACAGCAGGUUAGGAAGCCAUUCUGGAAGUUACCUCAAGGGAGUGGAAAGCCUGAGUGGUAGCAGAAAGGACAUAGGAGUGGCUCAGUAUUCGUCAAAUUCUGUGAUACUGCCAAUUCUCUAAGAAACCCAUCCAAUUUCUGAUGCAGCCAGUGCAAGUCUCCCCAUUGAUUUUAAUAGGAGUUUGAUCAGGCCCUUAGAGUUUAAAAAUCAGCUAGACAAAUUCAGACUAGAAAUAAGAUAAAACUUUUUAACAGUGAGGGUAGUUAACCAUUGAACAACUUACCAAAGGUUGUGACGGCGUCUCCGUGAGUAGAAAUUUUGAAAUUAAGAUACACUCUAGUUCAAGCACAGCUUGAAUUCAUGGUUAUCCUAAGGCUUGUGCUCUUCAGGAGGUCAGACUACAUGAUCACAAUGGUCUCUUCUGGCCUUAAAGUAUAAGAAAGUCACAUGAGAAAUGGAUUAUAUAUGAAUCAAAUAUAUUUUGAGAGUAAUAUUGUUAAUUCACUAAGUCCUGUUUCCCUGAACAAGAAACAAACUACAGCAAGCAGUUUCCUUACUCAGAAAUCCACGAGUCUGCCACUCCAGUGAGCUCGAUACCCAAGAAGCCCUGUCUCUAGCCUCUGUUUCUCCUCUGGGGGUCACACUGACCACUCCUUCUCCAGGCUCCCCCUUCCCCCAAAGAUACAGGCACCCUCUGCAUUUGCAGGGAAACCCCCCAGUCCACAUGGCUUAGCUCUGACCUACCAGAUGGUCUAGUUCCUUUGCCAGUAGCACCCCCAGCUCCCGCAGCUGUUUUUAUUACAUAAAGAGGCUUGAUUGUGCCUUCUUUUGAGCUUGAAAAAGAGUACUUGGCACGGCCAUUGGCUUAACAAGGUUUGUGAUUGGCUUUGGAUCCAAGACCAUCCUCUACUCCCGAUGGCAGCCAUUAACAUCUUUCAGCAGAACAAGAGAUUAGGUGGCUCUGAGUUUCCUCUUUAUGCCAGAUCGAUACAAAUGUUACUAUGUUUGUUUAAAACUGGUGAGACUGAAUGGAAAAUUAAGCCCACUAUUUUCUCCAGUGCCAACAUUUAGACGCUGUAUUUUUCUGUAUGGGAUUGUGAAUCUUCUGUCAAAUAAACAUUUACAUAAUGUUUGGGGUGGAAAUUAUUUGUUGUGCAAUAGAUCAGCCUACAGCACAAAUGUAUUUUUAUUUCAUAAUGUGCUUGUUCUAUCUUCACAGAAGUGUAUUCUGUUGUUUUGUUUGCUUUGCCCAGAUGGCAAAUGUGCCAGUAAGUUUAUCUGGCCUGAAUUCAUUCUAUUUUUAUAGAAAUAAAAAUCCUCUUUUGACAAGGAAGAUGUACACCGUAUUUAUGGAUAAAUAUAGACAGCUGUUAUAGACAAUGGAUAUAUUAACAUUACACUGUAUGAACAACUCACAUGGGACAAAAUGAAAUGUUUUCAAUCUAAUAUGUGGUCUCCAUGUCCCAAAAUUUAUUAAAUGGUGAUAACCACAGUCAUGGUAGGAAAAAUUAGAUUAAAACAGGGAAAGAAAUCAAUGUACAUCUUCUAGCAUGGAACAUAAUACAAUCAAAUUUUUUCCAUGGUCGUGGGCAGUUCUGGAAAAUGCAUAAUAUGUUGCUAAAGAAAAAUGGAAUUUACCAUAAUUGAUACUCCUGGAUUCUUGUGCAGUAUUUAUAAAUUAAGAUAACUAAUUCCAGUCAUGAAGCAAAUACUUAAUGUCUUUUGAUAUAGAUUAUACAGUACAUAAUCCAUGCUGGCACAUAAUUUGCUUGAACAGUAUUCCUGAGUAAAGUCCAAAUGUUCUCAUCCUGUCAGCAAUGUCAUAAGUUUCCAUUUUCCACUGGUGCUAUGGGGACACUUUAAUUUACAUCAGCAUUUAUAAACCAUUUGUUGUAGCAAAAAACAUCAGCCACUGUGUUAGAGACCAUGGACUGAUUGCUGUGUAUCCAGCUCAUGACAAAUAAAAGGUUUGGUUUGAUUUA